AGUGUUUAUCACGGUAAUGAAAAGAAUAAUAAUAAUAUGGUAGAAGAUGAGAGAAACGUCCGCAUAAACAACAAAGUAAUUAGGGCUCGUCCUUAACAUCGGAAUUUUAAAUAAUUGGAUGAUACGCGCGCAUCAAAAACAACUCUCGAUAAACAGCAUUACGCGAGAGACGUUCGAGAGGUCAAGAACUUGAUCGUCAACGUUCUGUGUUCGUAAUUAAAGCGUGAAUCAAGAGCGCAUAAUGGGCUUGAGGUGUUUAUUAUUUAUUUGGUUGGCGGCGAGUGCAGUAUCCGCGACGACGAUGCCCGUAAUUGGGAUUUUGAGCCAGGAGGCUAAAUCGCUGCAAAAGUACUUCCCUGAUGUUCAAUAUCACAGCUACAUUGCAGCGUCUUACGUAAAGUACAUUGAAAGUGCCGGAGCCAGAGUCGUACCCAUAUGGAUAGGACGAGAUGAGCAGUAUUAUAGCGAUAUAGUGAAUAAAACCAACGGAAUUCUGUUUCCGGGUGGUGCGACUUGGUUUUACGAUAAGAAUGGAUAUGCGGACGCAGGUGAGAUGAUCUAUAGAGCGGCGAUCGCAUCGAACGAAGCCGGACGUUUCUUUCCGCUUUGGGGUACUUGCCUCGGGAUGGAGCUCAUCUUUCACGUGGAGUUGGACGGGGUGAACGUUCGAGCGGAUUGCGACAGUCACAAAAUAUCUUUGCCCCUGAAAUUUGUCAGCGAUUAUCGUCAAAGCCGUAUGUUCAGAAACGCAUCGGAUCAGGUGAUUGACGUGUUGUCGAAAGAAGACGUGACUGUGAACAGCCACAUGUUCUGCAUCACGCCGACAAACUUCACCAAGUUCGGGCUGGACAAGUCCUUCAAGUACAUGUCAACGAACGAAGACGUUAACGGGUUGACGUUCAUAUCAUCCUUCGAAUCUACAAAGUAUCCCUUCUACGGAGUGCAAUUCCAUCCCGAGAAGAAUUCCUUCGAGUUCGUCCACAAGCAGGACAGUUACGUGAAUCAUUCGAAGGACGCUGUAACCGUGGCCCAGUACUUUGCCAACUUCUUCGUCGAACAAGCGAGGAAGAACGAGAACUCCUUCCCGACGCCGCAGGAGGAGUACAACCAUUUGAUUUACAAUUUCCAAACGGAAUUUCUGGCCUCGAAGGGCGCCUCGUAUCAGCAGGCCUACAUGUUCACGCAAGCAGACAACGAACGACGAUGAAUCGAUCGAUUACUAUAAAUAACUUUUGUUCAACAUUUCAUCGUCGAUUUAUAAUUCGAUGUUUGUGUUAUGCAAUACAUUUUUUUGUUCGCUUUU
Messenger RNA from Nicrophorus vespilloides, 1303 nucleotides. Its product is annotated as gamma-glutamyl hydrolase A-like. Gene Ontology annotation, biological process: tetrahydrofolylpolyglutamate metabolic process. The coding region runs from base 242 to 1207 and encodes 321 amino acids. Gene Ontology annotation, molecular function: gamma-glutamyl-peptidase activity. Lineage: Eukaryota; Metazoa; Arthropoda; Insecta; Coleoptera; Silphidae. The record is from RefSeq and is a predicted model, not a curated record. The transcript is spliced from 5 exons. Gene Ontology annotation, cellular component: vacuole.